UGCGUGUGUUGAUAGCUUGGCACGCCACUUCCCUGGAACCGUUGCUGCUUCCAGUGUUUCCUCCUGAAGUCUUUGAUCACUACCCAGUCACCGGGCUUGAAGUGGUGUUGUGGUGCAUCAGCUGGCGUCUGCAGUACGGCUUUCCCCUGAGAGUGGAUAGCUGAGAGGGAGACUGAAAGACUUAUACAGUAGUUCAACAAAAGUCACAUACUUCAGGAUACUUGCUGCAGAGCUGACCUUCUAGGAAAGAGUUGGCAUUCCCAUGAGCAAUGGAGAAAAUCUAUGACAAUGCUGUUGAUGUCAAAACCCUAAGCUCAAGCUCAUCAACAAUACAAGAAGGUCCCAGGAGACUUCUCAGAGCGUCUGUUCUCGGUCUGGGGCUGCUGAGUGUUUUCCUGCUGGCUGGACUCAUCGGCCUCGCUGUCCACUAUCAUAACUCAGUAGGUGUUAGAGAUCAGCGGAUCAACCAGCUGGUGGACCGACUUCAGAGUUUGAUGGCAAAAACAUGUCCUGAAGGAUGGAGGAUGUUCGGUUGUUCCUGUUAUAACCUCUCUACUGAGAAAGCUUCUUGGGAACAAAGCAGAGACAACUGCAGAGCCAGAGGAGCACAUCUGGUGACCGUAGACAGUAAUAAAAAACAGGAAUUCAUCUCUAGCAUGAUCAAGGAAGCACUUGGAUUGGUUUGGGACGAAACACAGCCGGAUAAUGGAGAAGGGGAUCGAAAGAUUGGCGAAGAGGACUGUGUAAACAUCAGUCCCUCCGCCUGGUGGAACGACGGUCCUGUGAGGACCAUCUGCAUUGGAUCU
Molecule: messenger RNA, 806 nt
Organism: Trematomus bernacchii (emerald rockcod)
Lineage: Eukaryota; Metazoa; Chordata; Actinopteri; Perciformes; Nototheniidae
Product: C-type lectin domain family 6 member A-like
Exons: 7
Source: RefSeq, a predicted model, not a curated record